CGUUCUCAUAACUCCUAUGACACGCUUAAAUUUCAAAUAUCCAUUUUUGUAUCAAACCAAAUUACUUCGACACAAUACUAUAGUUUUUCAAUUACCUUUUGUUUAAUAUCCAAGUUGUUUUUUCCUUUUUAUUUUAAUUUUAAACUUCUCUCAACAACUACCCAAUUUGAAAAACCUAGAAUUGGAAUAAGGGUUUGUUGAAGGAAAAAUGAGAAGGAGACCAGGAAUUGGAGGGUUACAAACAGCUGCUGCUGCAAGGGAUCAAUAUAGGUUAUUGGGUGAGAAUGUAGCAAAGAUCAGAACCGAUAUGAUGAAAGAACAGCUUUCCACUUUUCGUUCUCAGCUUGAAGAUUUUGCUCGGAAACACAAGAAUGACAUCCGCAAGAACCCUGCAUUCAGAUCACAGUUUCAUGAGAUGUGUGCGAAAGUUGGAGUAGAUCCCUUGGCUUCAAACAAGGGUUUUUGGGCAGAGCUAUUGGGGAUUGGUGACUUCUAUUAUGAACUUGGAGUUCAAAUAGUGGACAUUUGCUUGGCUACUAGACCACUCAAUGGUGGAUUGAUCAACCUGCAGGAACUCUGUAAUCUCCUUCGCCAGAGACGAAAAAGUGAUCGCGGAGUUGUUUCUGAGGAUGAUUGCUUGCGUGCUAUCAGUAAACUGAAGGUUCUAGGUAGCGGGUUCGAAGUUAUUUCUGUUGGAAAGAAAAAACUUGUUCGUUCGGUUCCAACUGAGCUGAACAAAGACCAUAAUGAAAUUCUAGAACUUGCCCAGGGUCAAGGAUUUGUGACUGUCAGUGAAGUAGAAAGGAGGCUAUCUUGGACUCCUGGCCGUGCUAUUGAUGCACUUGAUACAUUACUUGAUGAGGGACUUGCAAUGAUUGAUGAUGGCCACAAAGAUGGGAAACGGCGUUACUGGUUUCCUUGUGUAUCCCCCAUUUCGUCUUUGACAGGAAUUGAUUCCUUGUAAAUUUGGUAGAAAAGAAUCUGAGGUCAGGUUUUUCAAGACCUUUGUUUGAUUGUUGUAAGCUUGCUAAUUGGUUGUUCUUCUUGGAUUCUUGACAGAUUUGUUCUACAAUGUGUAAUUAAUUUUAUUUUUUUUAGUUUACUAUGUAAGUGACCUAUGCUUUGAUAUCAAGAUAUUUUUCUAAAACUGGACUUGAAAUGAUUCUUAUAUUUUUUUGUUUA
This is a messenger RNA of Cicer arietinum (chickpea), 1182 nucleotides long. Its product is annotated as vacuolar protein sorting-associated protein 22 homolog 1. NCBI's taxonomy places the organism in Eukaryota, Viridiplantae, Streptophyta, Magnoliopsida, Fabales, Fabaceae. The record is from RefSeq and is a predicted model, not a curated record. Gene Ontology annotation, biological process: protein transport to vacuole involved in ubiquitin-dependent protein catabolic process via the multivesicular body sorting pathway. Gene Ontology annotation, cellular component: ESCRT II complex.